This is a messenger RNA of Uncinocarpus reesii 1704, 1062 nucleotides long. RefSeq lists its product as uncharacterized. The record is from RefSeq and is a predicted model, not a curated record. Gene Ontology annotation, cellular component: cytosol. Bases 1 to 1062 code for a protein of 353 amino acids. NCBI's taxonomy places the organism in Eukaryota, Fungi, Ascomycota, Eurotiomycetes, Onygenales, Onygenaceae. Gene Ontology annotation, molecular function: hydroxypyruvate reductase [NAD(P)H] activity; NAD binding; glyoxylate reductase (NADPH) activity. The transcript is spliced from 3 exons.
AUGUCAACCGCCAGCGCUGUCGAGAAGCCGACGCUGCUCGUUGUCGGCGCACCGAUUCGCGAGCCCAACCGUGGAAAGUGGGCUAAAUUCUGUCAAAACUUCAACAUCCUAACGUAUACCCGUACCACGAAGGAAGACCUACUCAACUCCUUGAAGCCUGGCGGCAAGUACUCGCAGAUAGACGGGAUCAUUCGCCCCAGCAAUACGCACAAUAACCUCCCACGGUUCAAUAAGGAAUUCAUUUCUCACCUGCCCCCUUCGUUGAAAAUCAUCUCGUCUGUGAACCACGGGUAUGACAGAGAAGACACAGAAGAGCUGGGCCGACGGGGAAUAUGGUAUUGUAACGGUGCUGGGGGCGCCAACGACUCAACUGCGGACACGGCGCUGUUUCUCAUCAUAGCUGCAUUCCGAAAUACCACAUUCUGCGAGCAUACCCUGCGAACAAGACGGAGUGGAGACUAUUUUACCAUAGAGAAAGAGGUCGCUGAGACUUCGCACAACCCGCGCGAUAAGAUCCUUGGGAUUGUGGGGAUGGGACAGGUCGGGGUGGCCACUGCAGUGCGGGCAAAGGCACUAGGCAUGAAGAUACAUUACUUUACCCGGACGCGCAAGCCUGCAGAGGUUGAACAGGAGGCUGGAGGUGCAGUAUACCAUUCGACACUAGAGUCUAUGCUGAGAAUUGCCGAUUGCGUGCUCCUUGCAUGCCCUCACUCUCCGGAAACGCACCACCUGCUUAACAAGAAUAUUUUUAAACUAAUGAAAAAGGGAGUAAGAGUCGUCAAUGUUGCUCGAGGCAAAUGCAUUGAUGAGGAAGCGUUGGUUGAUGCUAUUGACGACGGCAUCGUGGCUGGCGUGGGCCUGGAUGUUUACCAUGACGAGCCCACCAUUAAUCCGAGAUUGCUGGACAAUUGGAAGACCACCUUGCUGCCGCACAUUGGCGGCGCGUGUAUCGACACUCAGAUUAAUUUUGAGAGAAUCGCAAUGGAGAACAUCGAGGCGUUUUUCCUGGGAGAUGGAAAGCCAUUGACGCCUGUCAAUAAUGUUACUGGCCCACGUCUUUAG